CUUCAUAACGUUGUUUUCACCAAGGCCCUGGACUAUGAGGAGUCACGCACUAGAUGUCGGCGGGAAGCGGAGGCUUGUCGUUUCAGCGCAGUACGUAGUGCACAGCAUUACUGACCAUCUCAGAACCAACACAUCCUCUUCAAAUAAUAAUUUGUACAAGACACUUUCAGAUUAAAACGAGUAACGUAACGACGAAUCGUCGUUUGCUAUUUCGAGAGACACAAACUCGAGGUUUUAGAUAACCUGCAUCAUGAGUCAAAUACGCUUCUAAAACCGGGAAUUAUUAUCCGCCGGGGAUGGCACGUUCACGGUCUUUGGCCAUAGUGCUUGCAUGAACGCGUCACAUCCAGCGGCUCAGUGUCAGCUUCUAGGAAAACCUUUUGCUUUGCUGUCCUCGGAACAGUGUGGCAAGCCUUUGAGAGGGGAGGGAAAGCCGCAAGUGAAUAUCAGAAUGUCUUUAAUCUCCGUUUAGCAAUGGAAGCUGCUGGAAUCGGUAUAAGCGUUUUCUCGAAAGAAUUAUUGGCGUUGCAUUCUCGGUUACUUUUACAAUGUCACAAUCAAGGAGAUCCUGUUGAGGCUUCAAAGAAUGCACGGACAUUGGCGAUUUUGACUGAUGUGCCAUUGUAGGCACAACAUUUACCAGUUGUUAUCCAUCGCUGUGAAUCAUUUAUGCUAUUACCUGCUGGCCCUGCUCCCACUAAAAUAUUCACAGAACCAAAUGCAUUUCAUAGAGCAUCAAAUAAACAUUCGUUACCCGGUGUCAAUGGUGUCUCAACCAGAUUUACGCUGAAUCCUGGUGCGGAACCGCGGGAACUGAGUUCCGACAAGCUGCAUCUCUCCUUGGGAAGAACCGAUCACCAUCGAAGUGGAUAUGUUGACAUUAACGUGAAGAUGGGUUUAGUUUUCGGUCUCUUGUGGCUGUUCAACAUUUUUUUGGAGGGCAUUCAUUGCCAAGGAGUGUAUGCACCUCCUACAGUCCGAAUCAUCCACUCUGGCCACGCAUGCAACGUCGAGGAGGAGCGCUACACCGAGCGCGUCUACACCAUCCGGGAGGGAGAGACCCUGGAGCUAGCCUGUCUGGUCUCGGGCCACCCUCGACCUCAGAUCCGAUGGACCAAAACAGCCGGUAGCGCCUCGGACCGCUUCCAGGACUCCAGUGUGUUCAACGAGACCCUGCGCAUCACCCGCAUCCAGAGACUCCAGGGAGGACGCUACUACUGCAAGGCUGAGAACGGCCUGGGCUCCCCGGCCAUCAAGUCCAUUCGAGUGGACGUCUACUAUUUGGAUGAUCCCAUUGUAACUGUCCACCAGAGCAUCGGGGAGGCUAAGGAACAGUUCUACUAUGAGAGGACGGUGUUUCUGCGCUGCAUGGCUAACUCCAACCCCCCGGUGCGCUACAGCUGGAGGCGUGGCCAAGAAUUCCUGUCCCAAGGCUCGGAUAAGGGCGUGGAGAUCUACGAGCCUUUCUUCACACAAGGGGAGACCAAGAUUCUAAAGCUGAAGAACCUUCGACCUCAGGAUUACGCCAACUACAGCUGCAUCGCCUCGGUCCGGAAUGUGUGUGGUAUCGCCAACAAGAAUGUCCUCUUCAAACUCUCCAACAAAACAGCAUCCCCCACCAUUAAGCUGCUGGUGGAGGACCCUAUCGUGGUGAACCCCGGGCAGACCGUGACCCUGGUGUGUGUGACCUCCGGGGGUGAUCCCACACCCACACUCACCUGGGUGCACAGCGCGGACGAGCUGCCCAAGAAGAGCGUCCUUAACGGAGGGACCCUCACGUUGCCCGCCAUCUCCAUAGAGGAAGCAGGCGUUUACAGCUGUGUGGCCAGCAACAACGUGGGCAACCCGGCUAAGAAGUCCACCACCAUUGUGGUCCGAGGGCUAAAGAAGGGGCGGUUCUGGAUCACUCCCGACCCGUACCACAACGACGACAACAUCCAGAUUGGUCGUGAGGUUAAAAUUUCAUGCCAGGUGGAGGCCACGCCCCCAGAGGAGCUUCUGUUCAGCUGGCUGAAGAAUGGCCGGCCGCUGCGCAGCUCAGAGCGCAUGGUCAUCACCCACACUGACCCGGAAGUCCAGCCAGGCACCACCAACCUGGACAUCAUCGACCUCAAGUUCACCGACUUCGGCACCUACACCUGUGUGGCAGUGCUGAGGAACGGCGGCAUCCCCGAGAUCAGCAUCGACGUCAAUAUCUCUUCGACCACAGUCCCCCCGGAAUUAACGGUGCCGCGGGACAAAUCCCCCUUGGUGGUCCAGGAGGGUGACACGGUGGAGCUCCAGUGCCUGGUCUCCGGGAAGCCUAAGCCCAUCAUCCUCUGGUCGAGGGCCGACAAAGAGGUGCCCAUGCCCGACGGCGGCCUUCAGACAGAGAGCUACGACGGCGCACUGCGCAUUGUUAAUGUGUCCCGCGAGAUGACGGGAACCUACCGCUGCGCCACCAGCCAGUACAACGGCUUCAACGUCAAGCCCCGGGAAGCACUGGUAGAGCUCACUGUGCAGUAUCCGCCGGCAGUAGAGCCACUGUUCACAGAGAUUCGCCAGGGUUUGGGCCGCGCUUUCACCCUCAACUGCCGCAUGCUGCGGGCCCACCCGUCCAAGGUGCUCAAGUACGAGUGGAAGCUGGGCACCCGGCUGCUGACCAUGGGCCAGUUGGACCAGCGCGACGAGACUGACUACCACGUCAGAGCCCUCAACAGGGAGGGCUACGGGGAGUACACCUGUGAAGUGACCAACGAGGCCGGGGCGGGUGCCUGCAGGUUCUUAGUCACAGGGAGGGCCUAUGCCCCAGAGUUCUACUAUGACACGUACAGUGCGUUGUGGCAGAACCGGCCCAGGGUCUACGGCUUCAAGCUACAGUGGACCCAGCAGAACCCGCUGUCUGUGGAUCGCAUCGUGGCCUACCGACUGGGGAUCAAACAGACGGGCCAGUCGAGGUGGUGGGAGCAAGAGAUCCCCAUGGAGGGAGCGAUCGCCAAGGGCGAGCUGAUCACCCACAACCUGACGGAGCUCAUCAAGCCAGAGGCCUACCUGGUCCGCCUCACCCCCAUCACACGCUUCGGGGAAGGAGACUCCACGGACAGAACCAUCAGAUACAGUGCUCCAGUCAACCCUCACUUGAGAGAGUUCCAGUGCAGCUUUGAGGACGAGGCUGUGUGUAUGUUCACCCAGGACAAGACGGAUGACUUUGACUGGACCCGACACAGUGCCGCCACCAGAGACACCAAGUACACGCCCAACACCGGGCCCAGCAGUGACCGAGUGGGCUCCAAGCAAGGUUUCUACAUGUACAUCGAGACGUCUCGACCUCGCCUGGAGGGAGAAAAGGCUCGACUGUUGACCCCCACUUUCAACGUCGCCCCCAAAAGCCCUUAUGGGACUGUGACGUCCUCUCCCACCUACUGCUUUGGUUUCUACUACCACAUGUAUGGGAAACACAUAGGAGCGUUAAAUGCUUACUUACGACAGAAGGGCCAGUCGGGCGCAGACAGUUCCGUGUGGACCCUGGUCGGGAACCAAGGGGACCGAUGGAAGCAAGCCAAAGUCAACAUUCACCCAACAGCCUCUUUCCAGUUGGUUCUGGAAGGAAUUCGGGGUCCUGGGAUAGAAGGGGAUAUCGCCAUAGAUGAUGUCACCAUUGAGGAAGGAGAAUGUAAAGACCCUCCACACAACAAUCUGAGAUCACUGUCUCCUCCCACCGCGCAUCAUAUAUGGCAGUUCUUGGUCACACUGACCCUGGUGUUUGUGGGUCAUCAGAGGUGACCCCUCUCUCCCAGGAGGAGCAACCUGAUGCUGGCCCUACCCCUGUGGAAGAAUCUGCAGACUUUGACUGUCUAAACCCCCCAAAACUACCAAAGAUUCACUCCUCUUCAGUCUUCAGGAGAGCAGCAGCAGUCCAAGCGCUGGUCCAGGGUGGAGCAUGCAGGAAACAAAAAACUCUGUCAAUCUUGUUUUUUUUUUCUGAAAUAUGCACAGAGAGCAUUUCAAGGUCAGGACUCCAGGGUCAGGAUGGAGAGCCGGGUUCUCCAUAGUAGACGCUCCAGUAGUAGGGGCUACACCUAAUUUCCCCCCCCACAAGGUGAAGCCAGUCGAAGCAGAGUGUGGGUGCCAUCAUUGUGUAUAUUGGCUCAAGGAUCGGAACGGAAUGGUACAUUUCUGUAAAGCACAAGGACACAUGAUGUGGUCCCAUUUUUUUCUUUUCAUUUUCAUAUGUUAAUUGUUUGCUGCUUGUCAAGGCCAAGGAAUAACUAUAAUUCAUUGCUUAAUGAGAUGGGUGUUGAAGAGGUUGAUUUUAUGUUAAGAGUAUAAAAUGUACGAAAUUCGCUCAAUAACCCACAUUGACCCGAAGUUAUUUUCUCAUGAAUAUGUUAGAGACUGCUAUUCCUCUUUGUGUUGUCGCUUUAACCCCUUUUAAAACUCAGAGGCUGCCUAGGGUCGGAUUCAUCAAAAUAUGUAUAAACAAACACGUGCAUACCUUCUGCCCAGAGGCUAAACUCCGACUGCUUAGUGCAUUAUAUGCAUAUCUGUAAGUCAAUUCAUCACAAUUAUUCCUCUGUGUUUUUUUUUUUGAGGUUGCUUAAAAUGUUGGUUUCAUUAAAAAGUGCAUACACUGGUUACUUUACUAUGUAGUGGCUGAACUAUGGUGUGCCUGGCGUAAUCAACCUCUGGACCUCUGCACAGUCAACUCUAUUAGAUCCUUUCGACCUACUGUAGGGGCUUCUCUGUUGCCCUUAACUUCUACAAUGUGAUUUAAUGAACAGUGACAUGAAAUAUCUCUCUUUCAUUAUCUAAACGGGAUUGAUGAGGAUUUUUAAAGCUAAAGUAGUCUAGCUUGUAUUAACAAUGGUAGUUGCAAUCCAGCCAUUUGUAUGAAAGUUUAGCGUCUCUUUUAUUUCACUUUCUAUUACCUAGCUUCUCCUUUCACCUCCUGACCAAUCACUAAUCGAUCAGGUCACAUGUAGUGCUUAAAGACCAGGGCCCGGUUUCCCAAAAGCAUCUUAAGGCUAAAUUCAUCGUUAGAAACUUCUUAAGAGCAUAGGUAAAUCUCUGAGCUGUUUCCCAAAACCAUCGCUCUUAACGUUGCACUUGAAAAUGCUUGAAAUCGGACACUUGCCUCGGACCACUCGUAGAACAUGUGCGUCGUUAGAUGCUUUUUUUGCCCUCCUGCAUCACUCUGUAAUCAGAAAAUCUCUGCUAAACAUAGAAUCACAUUGUUAUCUGCGCCGAUAAAGUUGACUACAAAUACAAAGUUGGCAUUGUCUUUUCAAUUGAUACAAACAAUUUCAAGAUGCUUGAAAUUAAAACUGAGAUGACUGCAUUCAAAUAGAAAUACAGUAGGCUAUAGGCCUAUUUCAAUCACAUUGAAAUACUAUAUAUUUCAUGUUCAAUCAAUUGAGUUCUAUUUUGCUGCUUGUAGGCUACUGUCUAUUUUGUCUCAAUAUAUUUCAUAAUGUGUAGCCUAACAUGUGGCAUGAUGUGCUAAAUCUUGAUUUACCUCAUUAUUAUAGGGUAAGCAUUAGAACAAGCCUCCUCAAUAUUUGAAGCCAUAGGUGCUAAUAUCUUUCUAGGAGCUGAUCCAUCAUCAGGAUUGAUGAAUAAUUCUAAUGUUAAGGUAAGAUUUGAAUGGGGAAAACUGAUCUGAGAGCAGCGCUGCCUUUCUUUCUAUUCUAUCCUACCAGUGUUGACACAUGUCUGUCUCAACGACACACUAACAUGCUGACCAGAGCGGACACGUCGCGUGCGCGAGCGUUGCAAAAUAAAUGUAGAAAUCCAUGUUAUUCAAUUACUGCACCCACACUGCUCGCACGCUCCAACAAACUUCUGCGUUGCCAAGGGCUAAAAUAGAAGUAAUUCCUAUUUCUGACGCAGAUCGCGCUGCAAGUCCUGCCUCUCCCAUCUCCUCAUUGGUUUAUAGAAGCAGGUACCCACGUGCCAUCUCCUCAUUGGUUCUACCCACGUGGGUGAUUGAAAGACAAACUGUUUUGCCGGUCGUGGUGGUAAUAGUAUGAAAGUUUAGAUGCCAAUCAUCAUAUAAGUUCAAAGAUGAAAAAGCCUGGAAGGAGGAGAGAUGACUAGAAACGAUUCGGUUGACCGUUUUAUGUGUGGAUUAAUUGUCGGAGUAGAAUACCUUGUGCAUUUCAGGUAAAAUAACAACUCAAUGUUUACAUCCCAGGACAAAUUAGCUAGCAACAGCAAGCUAGCUAAAUAGGAUAAAUUAGCUAGCAAGUGCAAGCUAGCUAGCUAAAUUGCCAUACGUGUUUCAUGGUUUUCGACCUGUCCCCAAAUUAAUGUAAUUGGUUCAGAGUUUGUUUUCAUAUUUUAACCUGAAAAGAAUCUGUUGAGCAAGGCACUUAACCCUAGUAAGUCACUCUGGAAAAGAGUGUCUGCUAAAUGUCAAGAAAAAAAUUACUCAAAAAAUUACUGGAGGAAAUUCAAGCUCAUGUUAUUUUAUUUCAUGUUAUAGUAGUUUCUCUCUUGCAACUGCCAAGAUUAAUAUCCGUUUUCAAUACAAGUCAUUGUCCUGACCUUUGAUUUCUGCAUGGCUCCAUAAAGCACAUAAAAAUAUGUACUACAAAAAAAAGAAAAACCUUGAAUGUCAAUGCUAUCUUUCUCUUCCUGCAUGAGUUGUACUCAUUGAUCAUGAUACUGUGUCCAUGCAUGCUUGUGUCAGUCUUCGGAAGGUUACUUUAUGAACAGCUGUUUUUGCAUCUUUUGCUAGUCCUCUCGGGAUAAGAUAAGACGCUGCUGUGUGCCAUGAAAUCAAGUGCCUUCAGACUUAGUGGAAGAUUACAUGAAUGGAAAAACCGACAUUGGCUAGUUUACCAUCCAAGCAUUUGCCCCUUAGGCACAUUUUAUAGAGAAAUAAUCAAUCAUGCUGUAAUCUGCAGCUAACUCUAGAAUCAAGGGUCAACUCUGCAUGUGGUGGCACAGUGUCAAAUUAUGGAUAUCUACACAGCUCUCUUUAUUUUGACCUAGGAGAAUGACUUACUGCCCUUGACAGUCUAGGCUUUUGGAGUGGGACUUGUGCUCAAGCAGAGAAAGGAUGGUGGCCAAGCUUUGUCAGAGUGACUGAGCGAGAACGGGGAGCUCUUAGAAAUAAGCAAUGACAAAAAAAUCGACUUGUAGGGAGGGAUGCUUUUGAAGUCUACCAAUUCAUUUCAGCUGGACCCGCUGAGAAAGACAUUAUUGCGACUUUGUCCAAGGACUGUGAAAGGAAGACCUUUCAGGUGUGACUCUUACGGCUGAUAAUGGCCUUGGCUUACCUGGGUGUCUGUCAGUCCAUUAGAUCAGGCUGUGUGGUUCUCACAGACCUAUUUUAGUACUCAAAUAAGAGUGCAACUCUACUUUUACAGAAACUGUAAAGACCUUGGAACUACCUGAGACCAUGAGUUACCUUAACCAGCUGGUUUUUGAAGAAAAAAAUAUGUAUUGUAAAAUUACUCUACUAUUGUUCGUAAAAAACAUGUUUUGGGAGAAAAUGUACAUUUCCCUUUUUAUUUUCUGAUUCCUUUUUUUUUUUUUUUUUACAGAAUAAUCAGAAAUAGGCUGUAAGGGUCCUAUUCUGACUUAGGAAAUUACACCUUUCUUACGCACACCUUUCCUACGCACUUCUCAGUAGGCCGUGACAGUGUUUACAGAGGAAGCAAAUUAAGGUAAACGAAACAAUGUCAUUAAAUGGAAUAAUAAUGUAGGCAACACCAAGUGAAGGGAAGUAACAGUAAAUUGGCAGUUGAAUAUGUGUGGUUAUUAGGUCUACUGACGGUCGAUACUGAUAGUGACUAAUAUUUAAAUGUUAGAAAUAGGAAACAGACAGUCGGGGUAGCCUAUAAUUAAGGAAUUAGAGCGUGCCCAUCCCUGAAAAUUAAAAGGCAGUACAAUUUAAAUUCUGCAUAUUUCAUAAACUUUCAUGUGGGAAAGUUGCUAUGUUGAUAUGCUUCAGGUUGCUGCCAUAUGAGUGGUUUCACAUUGGUCUCCAGUGAUUAUGAGGGAAAAUAUAUCUAAAACAAGUGUCAUUUAUGUUUAUAAUUCCUUUAUCCAAACGGAUUACUCAUUUAUCCAGCUCUUCUUAAAAGCUCUUAUCCAGCUGUAAAUAACAGGGCAGAAUAAAGUAGAUGCUUUUUCCACUUGGAACCGGUAGGUUUGCCAGACCUUAUUCAUGGUUUAGUCUCACGUAAAGGUGGUGGAAUUAUUAGGGAAUUAAGUCAGAAUAUGGCGUAUCUGCAGACACACCUCCACCAUUCCCUCAUUUACUCAAUCUCCACCCAAAACUAAUAGCAGGUGAAUAGCAUGCUAUUCUCAUGUUUAUAUUCAAGGUCAGAAUACGCAUAGAGAGAAAAGUGCGUUAAAAAAGGGGAUUACGUUCCAUUAACCCAUGCUUAACUCAGGUCGGAAUCGGGCCCUAAGCAAAUACAUAUGGUGAACAUCACAUUAUAAAAUAUUCUGUAAGAAACCAUUUGUCAUUCAAAAAGCACAAGAUGACACAAAACAGAUUUUGACAAAAUGUAGUACAUUUCUCACACAGAUUUAGGCCGAGACAGUUCCUCUCAGCAACCUGUUAAAACAGAAGAAAAUGUGUUCUUCUCUGUUCAAUGAAAUUAUUAAUGUAAAUCAUAGCAUGUGUGGUCACUUUUAAUAAUAGAAAAUAUAACAUUUCAUUGAACAGUUCGCUUUAUAACUUCCAUUCUCCCAUGUCUCUCAAUUCAAUAUUUGAUUGCAUUGUUUAUCUGCAGACGUUAAAGGGAAAAUCCACUCAAAUUAUAUUUUGGUCUUUUUUUCAUUAGUCAUGACGCGCUCAAAACAACUAGGAACUUCGGAACUUGGAAAUCUCAGACGUCAGUAUGUUCAAAACAACUGGAAACUCGGGGGAAAAAACGAGCUCAGACUGGGAAAAAUAGUUUUGGACGUUCAUCCAACUCGUAAUUUCAAGCUCCGACUUUCUGACCAGAAGAUCAUUGACAUCAUGAUUUGACCUUGUUUCUUAAUGAGUUCCCAGUUGUUUUGAAAGCACCAUCAUUUCAAGAGGCAAAGUGUCACUGGCCGCAUCAUCAUGACAAUGCAAAAUGCAUCAUAUGAUGUAGCCGGUGACACUUUGAUUCUUGAAAGUCCAAUAUCAUUAAAACUUCCCUGCUGACAUGCAAAACAUUUUAGGAUUGUAUCAACAGUGGACUAAUGAAAAAUAUACCAAAAGAUAGUUUUUGGCCGUAUUUUCCCUCAUGACUACUUCAAAGUAAUGGAUACAGAUACAGCAGAUACAUUUUUCAUUGCUUCUGGUCCGCUCUGUCAUUCUAUACUGAACUAAAAUAUAAACACAAUAUGUAAAGUGUUGGUCCCAUGUUUCAUGAGCUGAAAUAAAAAAUCUCAGAAAGUUACCGUAUGCAUAAAAAGCUUAUUUCUAUCAAAGUUUGUGCACAAAUUUGGGAGUGCUGAGGAGUAUUUCUGUCUUUAAUAAAGCCCUUUUGUGGGUAAAAACUAAUUCUGAUUGGCUGAAUCUGGCUCCCAAGUAGGUGGGCCUAUGCCCUCCCAGGCCCACCCAUGGCUGCGCCCCUGCCCAGUCAUGUUAAAUCCAUAGAUUAGGGCCUAAUGAAGUUAUUUCAAUUGAGUGAUUUCCUUUUAUGAAUCUCAAUAAAAUCCUUGCAAGUGUUGCAUGUUGCGUUUAUAUGUUUGUUCAGUAUAUACAUACAGUUGAAGUCGGAAGUUUACAUACACCUUAGCCAAAUAUAUUUAAACUCAGUUUUCCACAAUUCCUGACAUUUAAUCCUGGUAAAAAAUUCCCUGUCUUAGGUCAGUUAGGAUCACCACUUUAUUUUAAUAAUGUGAAAUGUCAGAAUAAUAGGAGAGAGAAUGAUUUAUUUCAGCUUUUAUUUCUUGCAUCACAUUCCCAGUGGGUCAGAAGUGUACAUACACUCAAUUAGUAUUUGGUAGCAUUGCCUUUAAAUUGUUUAACUUGGGUCAAACGUUUCGGGUAGCCUUCCACAAGCUUCCCACAGUAAGUUGGGUGAAUUUUGGCCCAUUCCUCCUGACAGAGCUGGUGUAACUGAGUCAGGUUUGUAGGCCUCCUUGCUCACACACGCUUUUUCAGUUCUUCCCACAAAUUUUCUAUAGGAUUGAGGUCAUGGGCUUUGUGAUGGCCACGCCAAUACCUUGACUUUGUUGUCCUUAAGCCAUUUUGCCACAACUUUGGAAGUAUGCUUGCGGUCAUUGUCCAUUUGCAAGACCCAUUUGCGACCAAGCUUUAACUUCCUGACUGAUGUCUUGAGAUGUUGCUUCAAUAUAUCCACAUCAUUUUCCUACCUCAUGAUGCCAUCUAUUUUGUGAAGUGCACCAGUCCCUCCCGCAGCAAAGCACCCCGACAACAUGAUGCUGCCACCCCCGUGCUUCACGGUUGGGAUGUUCUUUGGCUUGCAAGCCUCCCCCUUUUUCCUCCAAACAUAACGAUGGUCAUUAUGGCCAAACAGUUCUAUUUUUGUUUCAUCAGACCAGAAGUAUUUGGUCUUCGAUCUUUGUCCCCAUGUGCAGUUGCAAAUCGUAGUCUGGCUUUUUUAUGGCGGUUUUGGAGCAGUGGCUUCUUCCUUGCUGAGCGGCCUUUCAGGUUAUGUCGAUAUAGGACUCGUUUUACUGUGGAUAUAGAUACCUUUGUACCUGUUUCCUCCAGCAUCUUCACAAGGUCCUUUGCUGUUGUUCUGGGAUUGAUUUGCACUUUUCGAACCAAAGUACGUUCAUCUCUAGGAGACAAAACGCGUCUCCUUCCUCAGUGGUAUGAUGGCUGCGUGGUCCCAUGGUGUUUAUACUUGUGUACUAUUGUUUGUACAGAUGAACGUGGUACCUUCAGGCGUUUGGAAAUUCCUCCCAAGGAUGAACCAGACUUGUGGAGGUCUAAAAAGAAAAAUCUGAGGUCUUGGUUGAUUUCUUUUGAUUUUCCCAUGAUGUCAAGCAAAGAGGCACUUUUGAAGGUAGGCUUUGAAAUACAUCCACAGGUACACCUCCAAUUGACUCAAAUGUUGUCAAUUAGCUUUUCAGAAGCUUCUAAAGCCAUGACAUCAUUUUCUGGAAUUUUCCAAGCUGUUUAAGGGCACAGUCAACUUAGUGUAUGUAAACUUCUGACCCACUGGAAUUGUGAUACAGUGAAUUAUAAGUGAAAUAAUCUGUCUGUGAACAAUUGUUUGAAAAAUGACUUGUGUAAUGUACAAAGUAGAUGUCCUAACCCGACUUGCCAGAACUGUAGUUUGUUAACAAGAAAUCUGUGGAGUGGUUGAAAAACGAGUUUUAAUGACUCCAACCUAAGUGUAUGUAAACUUCCGACUUCAACUGUAAGUACCGCCAGCAAACUGAUUUCAUUUGAUUCAUUUCAUUGCUUUUUAAUGUAUGUCAACAAAACAAAUUCUCUCCUAGCCUACCAUCUUGAGCCAAGUUAGCGUUUCAAUUCUACCCUCAAAGUAAACCCAUAUAUUCUAUUGUACAGCAGAUUUCAACUGGCACUUUAACUCAAUAAUGCAUUUGCUCAAAUGGGAACAAAAUAAAUGUAUUAUUUGGGGGUAAUCAUUCUCUUGACAACAACACCCCAGAACAGAACUUUAUCUAACUAUCAGAAAAAAUAAUAUUUUAUAACUAUUAUUAUCUGCAACAGACCACCUGUCAUAAUUUGGAUUUGAUUUCCCAGAUGAUUACAUUGCAUUAUUAUGAAUAAAUACCCUUCAAAUGUC
Molecule: messenger RNA, 11699 nt
Organism: Salvelinus fontinalis (brook trout)
Lineage: Eukaryota; Metazoa; Chordata; Actinopteri; Salmoniformes; Salmonidae
Product: MAM domain-containing glycosylphosphatidylinositol anchor protein 2-like
Exons: 17
Coding region: 670-3762 (1030 amino acids)
Biological process (GO): homophilic cell-cell adhesion
Cellular component (GO): plasma membrane
Source: RefSeq, a predicted model, not a curated record